AUGUGGAAUUUAAUAAUAAUUUUAUUAUUGAAAUGUGUGGAAUCAUUUCGUAAUCCUAUAGAAAAUCGAUUCCAUCUUUUAUUAAAUAAUUUAGAUAAUUUAAAUGUUAAAAUUAAUAAUGAAUUGGAAUCACAACAAUUACGAGACAAUUUAAAAACGAAUUCUAUUCAUCAAAAUGUCUUUUCAUUAAAUGAUAUUAUCAAUGAUAAUCAUAAUAAUUCACAUGAUUUCUCUAUGUGUAUGAUUACUAAUACUGGACAUUCAUACAAUCAUUCACCAGGUUUGCGUUACGGUGACUGGUCCCACCAACCAGCAAUGAAUAUAAAACAUGAUUAUAAAUUAAUGAUGAUGGAUAAUGGUGGACAUGUAUUUAAUUCACAAGAUUAUACUGAUAAAGCAUGGGAAGCAAUAACAUCAUUAACAGAAAUUGCUAAUGAAUUUGAUUCAUCAUAUGUCGAAGGUGAUAUGUUAUUAUAUUCAUUAAUAAAUGAUGAUAAUGUUUUAAAAGUAUUAAAUAAUCUUGGAUUAAAUGUUGAUAAUUUAAAAAAAGAACUUGAAAAUCAUCUUAAAAAACAAAUUCGUAUGUCUGGUUCAUUUGGUGAUCGUAAAAUACUUGGAAGAAUAUUAGAAAAUGUUCUUAAUAUUUCUAAACGUUAUAAAUCAGAAUUUGGUGUAUCUUCCAUUACGGUGCUUGCUCACACGGCCACCAACCCCCCGAAGGGGUCUUAUAUAGUUCCUUUAGAUAAAUAUAUAAGUGUUGAACAUUUAUUAUUGGGAUUAGCAGCAGAAGAUACAAAAUUUUUUAGACCAUAUUUAACAAAAUAUAAAAUAACAUUAGAAAAAUUAAAAGAUACAGUAUUAUCUAUACGUGGUAAACGUAAAAUUACUACAAGAAAUACUGAAAAUAGUUAUAAAUUAUUGAAUAAGUUUAGUAAAGAUUUGACAGAUAUGGCAAGAAAUGGUAAAUUAGAUCCAGUAAUAGGACGUGAUAAUGAAAUAAGACGUACAAUAGAAAUAUUAAGUAGACGUACUAAAAAUAAUCCUGUAUUACUUGGUGAUCCUGGUGUUGGUAAAACUGCUAUAGCUGAAGGUUUAGCUAAUCGUAUUGUUUCUGGUGAUGUUCCUGAUUCUUUAAAAAAUCGUAAAGUUAUAUCAUUAGAUAUUGCUGCUAUUGUUGCUGGUACAAUGUAUAGAGGAGAAUUUGAAGAAAGAUUAAAAGAAAUAUUGAAUGAGAUUGAGAAUUCACAAGGUGAGAUUGUUAUGUUUAUUGAUGAGAUUCAUACUUUGGUUGGUGCUGGUGAAUCUCAAGGUUCACUUGAUGCUGGUAAUAUACUUAAACCUAUGCUAGCAAGAGGUGAAUUACGUUGUAUCGGUGCUACUACACUUCAAGAAUAUCGUCAAAAAAUCGAAAAAGAUAAAGCAUUAGAACGUAGAUUUCAACCCAUCUAUAUUGAUGAACCAAAUAUAGAAGAAACAAUAAAUAUAUUAAGAGGAUUAAAAGAACGUUAUGAAGUACAUCAUGGUGUUCGUAUAUUAGAUUCAACAUUAAUUCAAGCUGUUUUAUUAUCUAAUCGUUAUAUCACUGAUAGAUAUUUACCGGAUAAAGCAAUAGAUUUAAUUGAUGAAGCUGCUGCAAAAUUAAAAAUUCAAUUAAGUAGUAAACCAUUACAAUUAGAUAUAAUUGAACGUAAAUUAUUACAACUUGAAAUGGAAAAAAUUUCUAUUAUUAAUGAUAAUGAUAAUAUUGGAAUAUUAUCAAAAAAUGAAAAAGAAAAUUUGAAACCAAAUGAUAAAUUAAGAUUACAAAAUAUUGAUAAUCUUGUUAAUGAAUUAACAAAACAAAAAGAUGAAUUGAAUGAAAUGUGGUUAAAAGAGAAAUCAUUAGUUGAUAAUAUAAGAAAUAUAAAAGAACGUAUUGAUAUUGUUAAGAUUGAAAUUGAUAAAGCUGAACGUGAUUUUGAUUUAAAUCAUGCUGCUGAAUUACGUUUUGAAACUUUACCUGAUCUUGAAAAUCAACUUAAAACUAAUAUUAAUAAUUAUGAAAAUUAUAUUAAACAAGUUCGUUACGGUGUGAGGUCCACGGCCACCAAUACCACCAACCCCCCCGAAGGGGUCUUAUAUAGUUCCUUUAGUUAUAUAACUACUUAUAUAGUAAUGGAAACAGGUGGUAAUAUAUUAUUAAGAGAUACAGUAACUAAAGAAGAUAUUGCUAAUGUUGUAUCCAAAUGGACUGGAGUAGUUAGAGGGAGUUAUAUACUAGUAGUUGGUUCCUCAGUUACAGUAGUUAUACCCUUUACGUGGAUACUUAGUUACCGCUUGACCAAGCACCGUAACGUGGUUAUAGGUAUACCAUUAAAUAAAUUAAUAAAGAGUCAAAAAGAGAAGAUAUUACAAUUAAAUGAAGAAUUACAUAAACGUAUAAUUGGUCAACAAGAAGCUAUUGAUGCUGUUGUUAAUGCUGUACAACGUUCUAGAGUUGGUAUGAAUGAUCCUAAAAAACCUAUUGCUGCUUUAAUGUUUCUUGGACCAACUGGUGUAGGUAAAACUGAAUUAUCUAAAGCUAUUGCUGAACAAUUAUUUGAUUCAGGUAUUACAUUACGGUGCUUGCUCCCACGGCCACCCACCACUACUAAAGAUGCUAUUAUAAGAUUUGAUAUGAGUGAAUAUAUGGAGAAACAUAGUGUAUCUAAAUUAGUUGGUGCUCCACCUGGUUAUAUUGGUUAUGAACAAGGCGGUUUACUUACUGAAGCUAUUCGUAGAAAACCUUAUUCUAUUUUAUUAUUUGAUGAAAUGUAUCUCCAUUACGGUGCUUGCUCAUCCCCUACGGGGGUACUUAGUUAUAUACUUAAGAGUACUACACAUAGUGAUGUAUAUAAUAUAUUAUUACAAGUAUUGGAUGAUGGAAGAUUAACAGAUUCACUUGGUCGUAAGGUUAAUUUUACGAAUUCUUUGAUUAUAUUUACAUCGAAUCUUGGUAGUCAGAAUAUUCUUGAACUUGCUCGUUUUCCUGAAAAACGUAAUGAAAUGAAAAAUAAAGUCAUGACUUCUGUACGACAAAAUUUCUCACCUGAAUUUCUUAAUCGCAUUGAUGAAUUUAUUGUUUUUGAUUCUUUAACCAAAAUUGGUACGUUACGGUGUUCCGUUACGGUGCUUGGUCACACGGUCACCAAUACCCCCAAAAGGGAAUUGAAAAAAAUAGUGAAUAUGGAGAUGAUGAAAUUAAGUAAUAGAUUAGCAGAAAAGAAUAUAAAAUUAUCAAUAGAUGAUGCAGCAAUGAGUCAUAUAGCAGAUAUAGGAUAUGAUCCAGCAUAUGGUGCACGUCCAUUAAAACGUACAAUACAAAAACAAAUCGAAUCACCAAUUGCUGUUGGUAUACUCUCUGAUCAAUAUAAAGAACAUGAUAAUCUACACAUCUCAUAUAAAGAUGGAAAAUUAACUAUAUUACCACUUUAA
Molecule: messenger RNA, 3453 nt
Organism: Theileria annulata
Lineage: Eukaryota; Apicomplexa; Aconoidasida; Piroplasmida; Theileriidae
Product: ClpB protein, putative
Exons: 14
Coding region: 1-3453 (1150 amino acids)
Biological process (GO): cellular response to heat
Cellular component (GO): cytoplasm
Molecular function (GO): ATP hydrolysis activity; ATP binding
Source: RefSeq, a predicted model, not a curated record